Actinia tenebrosa (Australian red waratah sea anemone) is the source of this 1136-nucleotide messenger RNA. RefSeq names its product peroxidasin homolog. The record is from RefSeq and is a predicted model, not a curated record. NCBI's taxonomy places the organism in Eukaryota, Metazoa, Cnidaria, Anthozoa, Actiniaria, Actiniidae.
ACACACUUCCACGAGCUCCGAACGCCAUYCUUCAGCGUGAAUAUUCUUUAUGUAUUCUUGUAUAUUACUAGUUUAGACAAGAAAAAGUUGUUUUGCAUGCAGAUAUACAAAAUAUGACACUUUGUUUACAUAGCAGGGGUACAAAGGGUAUCAUGCGCGGAAGUCAGUCGGUCGCUUAGUCGUUGAGGAUUACUGAUUUGGAAYAGUCACUGUCUGAGAAAUUUGAUUAAUUCCUAAGCCUGCAGCAAAGGAAUUAACRCAGAGUUUACAAGCAAGCAGCAAAGAGUAUUACAAGAGUGAGUGACUUGCCAUUCGCCACCAGAACCACCAAAUUGGAUGUUCAUCCGACUGGACUAAAUACUUUAACGAAAGAUCUUUCUGUUUCUUGCUGUGAAGUACAAUAAACAUCUUCAAAGUUUCACUGGCUAGACCAGCCAUCCAUGUUCGUUGAACUUGGAACCAAGAUUUAUAAUUCGAAGUUAGGAUGAGCAUUUCUGUGACUUACUUUACAAAAGCAUUUCGUUUUAACAAGUUCGUGGAAAAAUAAUAGCGAUUUUAUGUUAAUGCUUAGAGGAAUGGCUUUGACCUUUGGUUCAGCUAUCAAGACUGUUUUGAUUUUCACUGYCGCUAUAUUGGACUUAUGUGCACCACAAGAGGUUCAACCAACUCAAGGCAGACCAGCGUACAGUCAUAUUGGCUGCUAUUAUCAAGUACAUUCAUGCGGAUCACCACCAUACUACAUGGAAGUGGCGCGACCCAAUGUUCCAAUAUUUGACGCGUGUUUGGAACUGGCCAGAAAAAGAGGUUUAAAGCAUUUUGGUGUGCAAGCCAUGCAGCAAACRGAUUGCAUAACUGGACCGAAUUUCCUGAAGCCCCAGACAUCUGAUUGUCUGAAAAGACAAAUGUGCAAACUGGACCAAAAGCAACUAUCUUAUUACUCCUAUGAUCUGUACGUUAUAAAAGAAGUCCCAAAUACUUUUUUGAAGAUUGUUCGUUCUCCAGUAAACGUWACAGCCAACGAGAAAAACACAGUAGAAAUAAGAUGCGAAUUUGAAGGYAACCCGUUCCCAGUAUUGACCUGGCUUAAGAAUGAACAAGCCCUGGACUUUAAGCAACAUUCCAAUAGAAUGAAAACA